AUUCUCAGUGUGAUCCAGCUGAGUGGGUGAAAAGCAAGGAGUGAGAGAGAGAGAGAGAGAGAGAGAGAGAGAGAGAGAGAGAGAGAUACAGUCACUCGUCCCUCACUCCAGGCUUUAAGUUUACAGGCAGCCAGUUAGAUUUUCUUGGCUUAGACGCAGCGCUCAUGACAGGAUUAGGAGCCGGGGACGCGGGACCAACCGGAGAUCUGCAGGUCCUAGUGGACGAGCCCGGGCCAGAUUCACUCCCUGCACAGCUGUGACCGGCCUCCCGUGUCCCGUCACACCACAUCUUCCGUCAGCAGUCUUCCAAGGUUGACCUGAUUACCGUGAGGCCUCCCUUCCUCUCCUUUCGUCUCCCAUCAUGCGUCUCCUCGCCACCCUCCUCUUCCUCUUGCUGCUCCUCCCGUCAGCUGAGCCCCGGAGAGGCCCUCGAUCUGGGGCUUUGGAGAGGGGCGCCGGGGGCCAUGUGCGGGGCAGAGGCAGGGCCGGAGUGGUGAGACGUCAAACUCAGGAGUGCAAGGAAUACAUGGAGGCAGGAGAGAAGUACCUUGACUGCCAGGACAGGGAGCUGACCAACGUGAUGCAGGACUGGCCCAAAGACAUUCACCACCUGCUGCUGGCAAGAAAUAGCAUUCAGGUUUUGAGGGACAACAUGUUCUCCCAGUUCACCCAGCUGAAGAGCCUGGAUCUCCAGCAAAACGACAUCUCCAUGGUGGAGGACGGAGCGUUCAGCGGCCUCACCCAGCUCACCACGCUGCUCCUCCAGCACAACAGGCUGAAAACGGCCACAGAGGACGUCCUGCUCCCUCUGACCCGCCUCACCUACCUCCGUCUCUAUGACAACCCCUGGAGCUGCAACUGCCUGUUGGACAGCCUGGUCAGGACCCUACAGGUGCCUAGCAACCGCAACCUGGGCAACUACGGCAAGUGCGCGGAGCCCCCGUCGCUGAGGGGCCAGAAGCUGAGGAAGCUGAGCUCGGACGCGUUGUGUGCGAGCGACAACCAGGUGGACAGGAAGCCGGGAGACGGAGGGAGACCGAGCCGUCCAAUCAAAGUGAAGACGGAGGCCACGUCCAUGUGCCACACCUACAUGUUCCCCAAACCUCUGCUGGACUGCAGCCAGAAAGAGUUGAAUAACGUCCCGUCUGACCUGCCGUCUGACAUAGUGAAGAUGGAUCUGUCCUGUAACACCAUCAAACAUCUCAGGCCCAAACAGUUCCUGCUGUCCAAAGACCUCAAGCUGCUCAACCUGAGCGGCAACAGCCUGCACCGUAUAGACACAGCUGCAUUCGCAGGCCUGCUGUACCUCCGUGAGCUCGACCUGUCCAACAACAGCCUCCAUUACUUCCAGUACGGUGUGCUGGAGGACCUCUACUUUGUACGGAAGCUCUCGCUGGAGAACAACCCCUGGAUCUGCGACUACAACAUCCACUACCUGAUCUACUGGCUCAAGCACCACCCCGGCGUCUUCUACACUGGCCUGAUCUGCUCCGAUCCGCAGGAGUUCAGGGGCUGGCGCGUCGUGGAUUACGUCAAGACCUACAACGGGGAGUGUCCCAAGGAUAGACAAAUUGAAGGGAUGGAUACGGGACAGGGAGGACAAGGGGGGACGGACAAUGAAGCACAGGAGUUGGUAGGGGACACGGUUGACGAGCGUCUGCCUCGGCCCCUGAAAAAGAAGAAGCUCAACAAGUUUGAGAUCAUCAGGCUGAGUUAGAACAGCGGACUGUGCUUUAGUAUGGAGGUCAAGAGAUUAAAAUGCAAGUCUGCGGAGAGGCUGAGAAUGAAUUAAUAAAGGUAGACUCAGUGAUUUGAUGUUUAGAUAAAAAAUGUGACGUGUAAAAGUACAAUUUUGUCUUUUUAGUAAUCAACAUUUUCCAUCUUGUGUGGAUAACAGAAAAAACACAUUUUGGGACAUUUUCUUCAAAGAUUGUUAGUUGCAAUGUCAUAUUGCUAAGUUUACCUUUUAACAAAUGUUUAGGAGAUGCCACAUGAGCUUUUGUUUUUAUCUUUUUUGCAGAACAUUCCCAACCCAGUCUGUAUCAGAUCUAAUAACUUUGAAUUUCCCACAAAAUGAACUGCAGGUGCUCUCCUUCUUUUCUGUUACAGUCAUUUUGAUAAUUGAGUUCAGGAUAUACUUUUUUUUUGUUCUAAAAAGUAGUUUUUGGUCCUUCUUUUGUAUUAAUUAAUGUACGACAUUGUCUACCUGUUUUCUGGAAAUAAAGUUGGGUUUAUUUUUUCUGACAA
Messenger RNA from Sebastes umbrosus (honeycomb rockfish), 2247 nucleotides. It is a transcript of the gene lrrc17, whose product is annotated as leucine rich repeat containing 17. Lineage: Eukaryota; Metazoa; Chordata; Actinopteri; Perciformes; Sebastidae. The transcript has 5 exons. Gene Ontology annotation, molecular function: protein binding. Bases 362 to 1717 code for a protein of 451 amino acids. The record is from RefSeq and is a predicted model, not a curated record.